Camarhynchus parvulus is the source of this 2174-nucleotide messenger RNA. RefSeq names its product transmembrane protein 121 (gene TMEM121). The transcript has a single exon. The record is from RefSeq and is a predicted model, not a curated record. Lineage: Eukaryota; Metazoa; Chordata; Aves; Passeriformes; Thraupidae. The coding region runs from base 57 to 995 and encodes 312 amino acids.
GCGCCAGCGCGUAGCGCGCCCCUAGCGCCGAGGGCCGCAGGGCCGCCCGCCUCGCCAUGGUGCUGCCGCCGCCCGACCGGCGCCACGUCUGCCUCACCACCAUCGUCAUCAUGACCAGCAUGGCCUUCAUGGACGCCUACCUGGUGGAGCAGAACCAGGGGCCCCGCAAGAUCGGCGUCUGCAUCAUCGUGCUGGUGGGGGACAUCUGCUUCCUCAUCGUGCUGCGCUACGUGGCCGUGUGGGUGGGCGCCGAGGUGAAGACGGCCAAGCGGGGCUACGCCAUGAUCCUGUGGUUCCUCUACAUCUUCGUGCUGGAGAUCAAGCUGUAUUUCAUCUUUCAGAAUUACAAAGCGGACAAGAAGAACCUGGAGACGGUGGCCAGGAAAGCUCUGACCCUGCUGCUCUCCAUCUGCGUGCCGGGGCUCUACCUGGUGCUGGUGGCCUUGGACAGCAUGGAGUACAUACGGACCUUUCGGAAGAAAGAGGACCUGCGGGGACGCCUCUUCUGGGUGGCCCUCGACCUGCUGGAUAUCUUGGACAUCCAGGCCAACCUGUGGGAGCCACACAGGACUGGCCUGCCCAUCUGGGCAGAGGGGCUCAUGUUCUUCUACUGCUACAUACUCCUGCUGAUCCUGCCUUGCGUGUCCCUCAGUGAGAUCAGCAUGCAAGGGGAGCACAUUGCCCCGCAAAAAAUGAUGCUCUACCCCGUCCUCAGCCUGGUCACCAUCAACAUCGUCACCAUCUUCAUCCGGGCCAUCAACAUGAUCUUGUUCCAGGACAGCAGGGUCUCCACCAUCUUUAUCGGCAAGAACAUCAUCGCCAUCGCCACCAAGGCGUGCACCUUCCUGGAGUACAAGCGGCAGGUGAAGGAGUUCCCGCAGAACGCCAUCGCCCUGGAGCUCCAGCAGAACUCCCUCUCGCACAACCAGACCAUGCACAGCGCACAGGGCAUCCCCCACGAGCCGUCGCCCACCAGCGAGAUCCUGGACACAUGAGGGUGCCCCGGGCCGGCGGUGGUUCAGACGGCCCCGUGCCGAGCGGAAGAGGGAUGGCGCUGCUUUCCUGCUGCCCGCUGCAAGCACGACAGACAAAUCCCGGCAGUGAGGGCUCUUCUAGGCACAGAAACACCAACAGCGUUCCAAUUGAGCUAUGGAGUGUCCUCUAGACGUCUUCAUCUCAGGUACAACCCUAGGAGUCCUCCAGACAAACCAAAUGGACUUGCAAAGGACCUGAACCAGCUGACCCUCUCUCCCCCUCCUGCCACCAUCUCCCCUCCUGAGCAAAGACUGCUAAGGUUGCAAUGUCCCUUUUUACUCCCCGAGCACCUCACCUUUACUCCAAGCCUGGAUCGAAGAUUUUGUUACUGGAGACCUUUUUACGGGGUGGGGACGAGGGCAUAGGGGUGUGGAUUGGGGGGAGGGUGGGGCGUUUCAAGCAGUAAACCCUGUGAUCGUAGAUGUCUCUUAUCUCCAAUGGUUGUGUUUACAGUUUCCUAUUUAUAUCGGCUCCGGGGGCUCUCAGGCUGCCCUGGGGCAGUGUCCUCGAGGUGGGUGAGCAGGGAGCCCUGCAGUGGGGAGCGGGGCUGGGGCCGGCGUGGCUGCCCUGGCCCGGGCUGAGGAGGACUGAGGCUCCACCAGCGCCCUGCGCCAACUCUGCCAGGAGCAAUAUCUGACGAGCUAGAGCUAAUCUAAUGCUGGUGUUUUAUGUAUUUCAUUCACUCCAAACGACUCAGCACAAUAUUUCUAUUUUUAGAAGGGUCCCUCUCUCUCUCUCUCCUUGCCAUGGAGAGCCUCCCUGCCUGCAGCAGCCCGAGCAGCCUCCCCAGCCCCAGCACUGCUGCUGGCAGGCAGGGGCACCCAGGAGGGAUGUGGAACAAGGAUGGUGACGAUGCAUUUCACUCUGGCAUCAAGCAUUUAUAAAGAAGGCUGCUUUCCACAGCUACUAUAUUUUUAAAAUAAAUAUUAAAAAAGAAAAAAAAAAAAAAAGAACAAAAAACUCAACCAAACCCCAGAAUAGGGCCGGGAAGAAUGUGCUGUCCCUGGCAGGUGGCUGGGUUUGGGGAUGAGCUGGGCUGGGGUCUCCUCUGCAGGCGUGGGUGGUGCUGAGGGGCUCAGCCACGGGCAGCAGGGUGGGAGGUGAGGGCCAGCCAGACAAUAAAAGCCCCAUGAGAGCAA